AUGAAGCAAUUUGCGUUCGCGCCAUUGAUGGAAUCCAAGGAGAAGACCGGAUUAAUUGGGUGCGUUGGUGUUCAAGAAGAGUUUAGAGGCCAGGGUGUGGCUUCGCUUUUGGUAUCGAAGGCAAUCCAGAACUUGCAGGGACGAGGUGUGGAAGGUGUUUUUAUCGAUUGGGUUGCGAAAGAAGGUCUUUAUGAGAGACUAGCAUUUGAGACUGUCUUCGAGUAUGAGCAAUAUGUGUGGGGAGGGGCUCUUGAAGGGCGAGAAUACCCUGCCGCCUAUACGGAAUAUUUGGGGAAAAUCCGCAGAAAAAUCCAGGAUUCACAAUCGUUCAUGGAGAAGACUUGGACAGAAUGUAUUGGACACAAUACUGGAUAA
Molecule: messenger RNA, 375 nt
Organism: Lachnellula hyalina
Lineage: Eukaryota; Fungi; Ascomycota; Leotiomycetes; Helotiales; Lachnaceae
Exons: 2
Coding region: 1-375 (124 amino acids)
Molecular function (GO): acyltransferase activity, transferring groups other than amino-acyl groups
Source: RefSeq, a predicted model, not a curated record